GGGACAGAGAGACGAGGGAUAGAAAUACACAAACCUCUCCUGACUGCAGCAGACUCCCUCUCUCCCUUGCCUCUUAAAUGUUCGUCUGUUCCAGCUCUCCACGCUGCCUCUUUCCUCAGUGUAAUCAGCUGUCAGCUAGACUUGAUGUUGUAAAAUCCAUGUGAGGAGGAAAGACAGAUGCAAUGAUUUGAAAGAUCUUCAUCAUUUUUUGCUUACUUGAAGAAUACAGUGAAACCGUUUGCCAGCAUUAUUAUCUGGAAUUAUAGGUUUAAUAUCCAACAUCAGUGUUACUAAUUUCUUAUUAAAUAGUACCUCACAGUAGUAGAAAAAUGUAUGGAAGUGCAAGAACAAUCAGUAAUUUGGAAGGCAGUCCUUCCAGGUCUCCUCGUUUGCCAAGAUCUCCUCGUCUGGGCCACAGGAGAACAAGCAGCGGGGGAGGUGGAGGAACAGGUAAGACACUAUCAAUGGAGAACAUCCAGUCCCUUAAUGCAGCCUAUGCAACAUCUGGACCGAUGUAUCUUAGUGACCAUGAAGGUGUAGCAUCUACUACUUUCCCAAAGGGCACAAUGACUCUUGGAAGGGCUACAAAUCGAGCUGUGUAUGGUGGUCGAGUCACGGCUAUGGGGAGUAGUCCAAAUAUUGCUUCAGCUGGACUUUCUCACACAGAUGUCCUUUCUUAUACUGAUCAGCAUGGAGGUCUGACCACAUCUUCACAUCAUCAUCAUCAUCAAGUUCCCUCUAUGCUGAGACAGGUAAGGGAUAGUACCAUGCUAGAUCUACAGGCUCAGCUCAAGGAACUACAAAGAGAAAAUGAUCUUCUGAGAAAAGAACUGGAUAUCAAGGACAGUAAGCUGGGAUCUUCCAUGAAUAGCAUCAAGACUUUCUGGAGUCCUGAGCUGAAAAAGGAAAGAGUCUUGAGGAAAGAAGAAGCUGCCAGAAUGUCAGUUCUUAAAGAGCAGAUGAGGGUUUCUCAUGAAGAAAACCAGCAUUUGCAGCUGACCAUCCAGGCACUUCAAGAUGAGCUUCGAACUCAGAGAGACCUUAAUCAUCUUCUUCAACAAGAAAGUGGAAACCGAGGAACUGAGCAUUUUACUAUUGAGCUUACAGAGGAGAAUUUUCGAAGACUUCAGGCAGAACAUGAUAGACAGGCUAAAGAGCUCUUUCUCUUGAGAAAAACUCUAGAAGAAAUGGAGUUGAGAAUUGAAACACAAAAGCAAACACUAAAUGCCAGAGAUGAAUCAAUAAAAAAGCUUCUAGAAAUGUUGCAAAGUAAAGGUUUGCCAUCCAAAGGAAUGGAAGAUGACAACGAAAGAGCUCGAAGGAUGGCUGAGGCUGAAUCGCAGGUUAAUCAUUUAGAAGUGAUUUUAGACCAGAAGGAGAAGGAAAACAUACAUCUUAGAGAGGAACUACACAGAAGAACCCAACUUCAGCCUGAACCAGCAAAGACAAAAGCUCUUCAGACAGUUAUAGAGAUGAAGGACACAAAAAUAGCUUCACUUGAACGCAAUAUAAGGGAUCUCGAAGAUGAAAUACAGAUGUUAAAGACAAACGGAGUUCUGAAUAUAGAGGACCGAGAAGAAGAGAUCAAACAAAUAGAAGUUUACAAGAGUCACUCAAAGUUCAUGAAAAAUAAGAUUGACCAAUUGAAACAGGAACUUUCAAAGAAAGAAUCAGAACUUCUCGCCUUACAAACUAAACUUGAAACCCUUAGCAAUCAGAAUUCAGAUUGCAAGCAACACAUUGAAGUGCUUAAAGAGUCGCUUACUGCCAAAGAACAGAGAGCUGCCAUACUUCAGACAGAGGUUGAUGCCUUGAGAUUACGACUGGAAGAAAAAGAAACUUUUCUUAAUAAAAAAACAAAACAACUGCAAGACCUCACGGAAGAGAAGGGAACCUUGGCUGGAGAGAUUCGAGAUAUGAAAGAUAUGUUAGAAGUAAAGGAAAGAAAAAUCAAUGUCCUUCAGAAAAAGAUUGAAAAUUUACAGGAGCAACUUAGGGACAAAGAUAAACAGCUAAGCAAUUUAAAAGACAGAGUGAAAUCAUUGCAAACGGAUUCCAGUAACACGGACACAGCUCUCGCAACAUUAGAAGAAGCUCUGUCCGAGAAGGAGAGAAUAAUAGAGCGCUUGAAGGAGCAGAGGGAACGGGAUGACCGAGAAAGACUGGAAGAAAUAGAAUCCUUUAAAAAGGAAAACAAAGACUUGAAGGAGAAAGUUAAUGCUUUACAAGCUGAACUAACAGAGAAGGAGUCUAAUUUAAUUGACCUCAAAGAACAUGCAUCAUCACUGGCAUCAACAGGACUGAAAAGAGACUCCAAAUUAAAGUCUUUAGAAAUAGCCAUAGAACAAAAGAAAGAGGAAUGUAGUAAGUUGGAAGCACAGCUGAAAAAGCAAGCUGAACAGUUGUUCAAUCAGAUGUACAAUCCAAUGCCAAUUAGGAAUAAUGGGAAACAAGGGGCUCAUGAAGCUGAAGAAGAAGCUCGGCUGAACCCAGAAUUUGCAGACAGAAUGAAACAGCUUGACAAAGAGGCAUCUUACUACAGAGAAGAAUGUGGCAAAGCUCAAGCUGAGGUUGACAGACUUCUAGAAAUCCUCAAGGAAGUUGAGAAUGAGAAGAAUGACAAAGAUAAGAAAAUUGCUGAGCUAGAAAGUUUGACUUCCAGACAUGUGAAAGAUCAAAACAAGAAAGUGGCCAAUCUGAAGCACAAUCAACAAAUGGAAAAAAAGAAGAAUGUUCAGUUGCUGGAAGAAGUUCGUAGGCGAGAAGACAAUAUGACAGACAACUCUCAGCACUUGCAGUUAGAAGAACUGAUGAAUGCACUGGAAAAGACCAGACAAGAAUUGGAUGCUACCAAAGCCCGUCUUGCCUCAACACAGCAGUCUCUGGCUGAGAAAGAAGCACAUCUGGCUAACCUCAGAAUAGAGCGGAGAAAACAGCUGGAAGAAAUAUUAGAAAUGAAGCAGGAAGCACUGCUUGCUGCAAUCAGUGAAAAAGAUGCAAACAUUGCCUUGCUUGAACUGUCUGCUUCAAAGAAGAAGAAGACUCAAGAGGAAGUAAUGGCUCUCAAACGAGAGAAAGACAGAUUAGUGCAUCAGUUAAAACAGCAGACACAGAACAGAAUGAAACUGAUGGCAGACAACUAUGAUGAUGACCAUCAUCACUUCCACCACCACCACCACCACCACCAUCACCGGUCUCCUGGGAGGACCCAGCACUCGAAUCACCGACCGUCUCCAGAUCAGGAUGAUGAGGAGGGUAUAUGGGCAUAGCCAUUCCUAUAAACGAAAGUUCCAGUUUUAUUCUGAGGGAUGAUCCAGUCACUGUUGGAGGCACAUAGCCAUGGCAAAUCUCACGCUGUACAUUGAUCACCUGUCCAACCUUUGCCUAGAGUGUGAUCCCCAGUUCCUUCAAGAGUUCCAUCUUUACCUGUCCAUAGAGAGGAGGAGGAGAGAGACAUCUGGGAUAACCACACUUCAAAGAUUAACACCAGAGCAGUUGUCAGAGGAGCUGGAGAAAGAGGAGGAAAAAUGCAGCACUGCAGAAUUAAGCUGAUAAUCUAUUGCAGUCGAUCUCCAAACAUAACCAUGACAUCCUGGAGCAGAUCAUAGAAACAGAAGAUGAAUGCUGAGGUUGUUACCAGAUGAAAUGCUGCAUGAAUUGGUGUCUACUCCAUUAUUUCUUGUAGUCAUUAUGAAGUCAGAUGCUCUGGAAAAUAAUGAAGGGGACUCAAUCAGAAAUUACAAAAACUUCAUUUCCGCCUUUAAUGGGUCUUGUGUUCAGAAUAUUAUUAUUUAAUGACGUUCAGUUAAAUGAAUUCUUUUAACCAAUUUUGAUAAAUUGGUAUUGAUUUUUAAUGUAUAUUUCAGGUUGUGUUAGGUGCAGUAUCUUCAUCUGCUGAUUCUGCCUAGCGUAUUCUACAGUAACACUUCUAAAGUGGACGAGAUUGUCAAAGAGGUAUUAGUACACUAUUAUAUAAUGGAGUCUGCAUUAAUCUUACCCCCAGUUAGAAGUGGGCUUUUCAGAAAAGUAAAAACUAAGCCUUUACCCUCCUCUGUUUUCUUAUAUCUACUGUUACUCAAAUAAUCACAUUUUGAUAACGUGACGAGUAUUAAGCUCUGGGCCAGGUUGGAAAUGAAAUCAAUUUUUGGUACUACUUGCUGUUGGCAAGGAUUAGCCUUAUGAAAAUAUGGUGUGUGUCUCUGACAAUGCAUGGGACAUCUAAAUUGAUCAUCAAUAAUUUACAUACCAAAUAUAUAUAUUAGCGGAUGGUAAAAGCUUGAGGUAUGUAUAUGUACAUAUGUGUAUACAUGCACACGUAUACAGGAGUGGAUCAACCUUUUAACAUCCGAAUGCAUACAGGUAUGUAUUAAUAAAAGCUGGGACUCAUAAAUAUAUCAAGAUAAGAAUGCUGUGAAUACAGUAUAUGCAUUAGGCCUCCUAUAAAUGAUGGACCAUUUGUCACUGUUGUCUGUAGUGAACAAACAGCCUCCAUCAUGGAUCCCAAUGAAUUUUCAAUGUUAAACAAGAAAAUAUUAAUGAAUGAGGAGAAAAUAAAAGCUGUCUGUAUCAACAACGAAUUUCACAUAAAGAUGAAUAAUUUAAAGCACAUGCCAGGAAAAAGAAAAAAUCUGAAAUCAUUCUAAUGUAGUGAUGAGACACAAAUGAGAGUUAAAUUUCUACCACUUCCUCAAAGAGAGGAUCCUUACAACUUCAUAACCAUUUUCAGCCAGUCUGGCAAACGUGCAAAUGUUCAGCUGUUUUACUGAUGCAUCUCUCUUUUUGUCAGUGGAAGAAGUACUUCUCUACUGAUGUGAGUGGCAAUUGAAUAUUUGCAUUAUUAAAGGACAAACAAUAAAUUUAAGCAUGAGUGGCCUUCUUAGUGAUUUUUCUUUGCUGCUGUAAAAAAAAAAGUAUUCUAAAAUGGUUAUUCUGAAAGUCUUGCACUGAAUUUAGAAAAAUAUUAUUUUUUGAAAUCAUUGGUGCAAUUAUCCCUAAAGUAACAUCCUAUGUGAGCCAUACCUAUAUUAACCCCUUUAAAAUGAUUGCUGUGUAGAAAACCGUAUUUUAUUGUACCAUCAUUUUUGGUGCAAAUAAAGAGCAACUAAGUCAAGCAGGAAUCCUUCUUGAUAUUUCAUCUCAGUAAAUAGAAUAAAAUGUAUAGAAUUAGUAUAGCAUAGGUGAUCCAAAUUCAUUCAUGUUUAAAAAGUUUGUCCUUUAACUAUCAAUGGAAUUUUAGAUCUUUGUUUUCAAAACAGCAAAGCUCUUGGGAAUUUAUUUAGCACAUAUGACAAAUGUUGCACUUGCAAACUCAGACAACAGAACUUGUUUCUUGUGGUGAACUUGUUGUCAUAGUAAGGGGCAACUGUCUGUGUCUCUUACAAUCAGGUCUUUACCUUAACUCUGCAACUGAAUACUUGAAGUAGGAAAUACAUUAGGUGAAAAUAGGGUCAUAAAAACAAAACUGUAUAGUUAGAUAUUUAUAUGUAUGUGCCAAUUUUGUCACAGACAUUAUUUUAGGAGCACUUUUUGCUCCAUUCGUAUUGUAAGAGUAUUAAUCUAAACUUUUAUCAGGGGUUAUGAGUUAGCCCCUAAAGAAAAAAAAUUGUCUAACAUUUCGUUUUUUUCAUUUCAUGUGAUAUCUAUGAUGUUUGGAGAAAAAUCUUUUCAUAUACUGAAAUAGACUCUCGGGGUUUACAAUAAACACUGUGAUGUUGGGAAAAUAUUUUAUUUCAGCAAUGUUUGGUAGUUCCUCCCCUCCUUCUAAAUGUAAGAAAUUAAACCAACUUUUGGCUAACAUUUAAGAUAAAUAAUUAUUAUUUUAGUGUGGAAUCAGGCUUGUACUGCACAUUCUUUCUUUCAUUUAAAUGUACAGUAUGAAUUUUGUAUUUAAUGAAUUUUGUGUAUCUAGUAUGCACGUAACUGCACAUUGACUUUCAUUUGAAAGUGGGUUUAAAUUUCCUUUUUCAACAGUGUUUAUGAAAAGACCUCAGAUGUGUUGGCACAAACUAUAUCUGCAAUGUGUGUGGGGGGAGGGUUGUUUUUUCUUUUUUUUGUGUAGAGUGAUGUUUGAAUGUGAUGUUCUGCAACAAUGGGUCAGUAUUCUCUAUUUACCUUAACCCCUCAUUUGAUAGUGCUUCAUGUAAUAAUUUCCUCAAGUGAGUGGCAUGUUCUGGAUUGUGAUAUUGAUAUGUGGUUAAGGACAUUGAUAUGAAACUAAGGCAUCCUUAGAAAUUACCAGUGGGCAUGUAUUAGACAGUCAUUGUAAUUUAAUGUCUAGUAAAAGUGUGAAGUAUCAAGGUAUUUAGAGAACAUAACAUUAUUAUCAUGUGUAUGGGAAGUACUUACU
Gopherus evgoodei (Goodes thornscrub tortoise) is the source of this 6346-nucleotide messenger RNA. RefSeq names its product ELKS/RAB6-interacting/CAST family member 2 (gene ERC2). NCBI's taxonomy places the organism in Eukaryota, Metazoa, Chordata, Testudines, Testudinidae. The transcript is spliced from 21 exons. The record is from RefSeq and is a predicted model, not a curated record. Gene Ontology annotation, molecular function: structural constituent of presynaptic active zone. Gene Ontology annotation, biological process: maintenance of presynaptic active zone structure; regulation of synaptic plasticity; neuromuscular synaptic transmission. Bases 330 to 3269 code for a protein of 979 amino acids. Gene Ontology annotation, cellular component: cytoskeleton of presynaptic active zone.